CUCGUCUCAUCCAUUGCUCUAACUUAGAUUAACCACCCCUUAGCAAAAACUGUUAGCUGCUGAUCUUUGAUCCUCUGAUACAGAUAGGGAAAGUUCCCAUAUCAUCUUUCUCGCGCGCCAUCGACUCUGCAUCACCCACUGAAUCUCAUCACCAUUCCAGCGAUGUGUUACGGUCACCAACGUUCCUUAUCACCAGACGACCUAAUCCCUUCACGAAACCGCCGAUCCGAAAACGACAACACAUCUGUAGUAGAAGAUCUUCGCGGCCGGCUCGCCGAAACUGAGGCUCGGCUGGAGCGAGCUAGGGCUCGAGAAGCUGAGCUCAGUCGCCGGCUUGAGGAAAUGAAGCGAUUCGUCUCCGUUAUGGAGAUCCUUGAAUCAUACCUCAAGCGAAGGUUUCGCGAGCAGCAAGAACACGUCGCUCGCCUAUUCUCUUCUGUACCAGCUAAAUGCACUUAAUGACUGUCGGUGAUUUUAACUGAUACUCUGCUCUUGUUUAUAUUUUCUUUUUCUUUUCUUGGUGGAAAAAAAAUUGGGGAUUUUGCCCCUGUGAAUCCGUGGUGUGAUUUUGUGCUGUGUUUGAUAGUUUUAUGAAAAUGGUUACUAUCAAAUAUAAGAAUGAAUAGAUUUAGAUUUUCUUUUUUGUGCGUCUAUCUGAUUUUUGUGGUUCCUAGGGUAUUGGUUUUCUUCUCUAUUUCUGUUUGUAGGAACUUGUAGUGAUUUUACUAGCUUUUGAAGUGAAAUUAUUAUCCUGUAAAUUGCCCUUAGAUUUUUUGAAAGGGAAAUGCAUUGAAUUUACUACUCUCA
Jatropha curcas is the source of this 807-nucleotide messenger RNA. Its product is annotated as protein SKIP34. The record is from RefSeq and is a predicted model, not a curated record. Lineage: Eukaryota; Viridiplantae; Streptophyta; Magnoliopsida; Malpighiales; Euphorbiaceae.